AUGUUGCAGGCUCUAAAAACAUUCUCGCUCACAUCUGGAUUAUACCCAAAUGCCAGCAAAACUACCAUAUACUGUAGUAACAUCCAGCUUGGUGAAGUGUACCACAUUAUGCAGAUCUCAGGGUUCAUCAGGCAGGAGAUGCCAUUCACCUAUUUGGGUAUUCCAAUUUGUGGGAAAAAGAUCUCAGGAAAAGAAUGUGAUAUAUUAGCUGAGAGAAUGACUGCUAGAAUUAGAAGUUGGAGUUCAAGGAAUCUUUCCUUUGCUGGGAGGAUCACUCUAAUUAACUCAGUUCUCAUUGCUAUACAGGCCUACUGGAGUCAAAUGAUGAUUCUUCCAAAGAAAGUAUUGAGGUCCAUUGAAGCUAUUUGUAGAGCCUUUCUUUGGAAAGGUCAAGCCAUGUUCCAGGGUGCAGGGUCUGUUGCUUGGAAUAGCAUUUGUCAACCCAAGGCAUCUGGAGGACUAGGAAUCAAGAACCUGGAAGCAUGGAACAAGGCUGCAAUAUGUAAGUACAUAUGGGCUAUUUCAAAUAAACAAGAGAGCUUAUGGCUUAGAUGGGUCCAUAGUAUUAAGAACCAGGUUUGGUGGGACUACUCUCCCUCCAUACACUCUAGUUGUGUUGCUAGACAGUGUUUACAGGACUUGAAGACUUGGCUGGACUGGCAUGCUCAAACCAGCAACCUCCAGGAGCUCCUCAAGUGGAUUGGGAAGUCCAAACCGUCAAAGUUUAAGAAAGGAGUCCUCUCUGCUGCUGCAGUAGGACUGCUGUACAACAUAUGGAGAGCCCGAAAUGAAGCUGUGUGGCAAAAGACAAGAGUCAACCCGAGCCGUAUUGUUGAAGAAAUAAAAUGGACACUCAAGAUUCGGAUUGAUAGGGUAAUGCCUAAAAAGAUUAAGAACAAUGAUAGAGAAUGGGUUCUUGCAUUAUAG
Molecule: messenger RNA, 927 nt
Organism: Cannabis sativa
Lineage: Eukaryota; Viridiplantae; Streptophyta; Magnoliopsida; Rosales; Cannabaceae
Exons: 2
Coding region: 1-927 (308 amino acids)
Source: RefSeq, a predicted model, not a curated record